Eurytemora carolleeae is the source of this 994-nucleotide messenger RNA. Its product is annotated as nucleoside diphosphate kinase. The record is from RefSeq and is a predicted model, not a curated record. Gene Ontology annotation, biological process: GTP biosynthetic process; UTP biosynthetic process; CTP biosynthetic process. The coding region runs from base 59 to 586 and encodes 175 amino acids. The transcript is spliced from 2 exons. NCBI's taxonomy places the organism in Eukaryota, Metazoa, Arthropoda, Copepoda, Calanoida, Temoridae. Gene Ontology annotation, molecular function: nucleoside diphosphate kinase activity.
CUAGUUAGAUCAGUUCACAGUAGCAGGCUAUAUCAACCAUACAACUAUAUAUAAUUACAUGAGUUUAUGUUUAUGUCCUUUAUUUAAAAAAGUACAUCCAUCUGAAGAUCUGGCAGAAACCAUGCCCAGCAACAAAGAAAGAUCGUACAUCAUGAUUAAACCUGACGGGGUUCAGAGGGGGUUCAUUGGACGGAUCAUCUCAAGGUUUGAAGAUAAAGGAUUUAAACUAGUUGGACUCAAGAUGAUGGUUGCAGAUGAAGAACUGCUAAACCAACACUACGCCGAGCUUAAGGAGCGUCCAUUCUUCCCUUCCUUGAUGAACUAUAUCCGAUCUGGUCCUGUUGUUGCUAUGGCCUGGGAGGGCCAUCAAGCUGUAGCUAUCGGUCGACAAAUGCUUGGAGCAACAAACCCAGCAAACUCCGCUCCUGGAACCAUUCGAGGAGAUUUCGGUCUUCAACCAGGACGGAAUAUCAUUCAUGGGAGUGAUAGUAUUGAGAACGGAGAACGUGAGGUGGCUCUAUGGUUCAGUGGCGAAGAGCUGGUGGAGUGGGAACCAGCUCAGAUAGCCUGGGUUAAUGAAGAUUAAAGUAUACUCUGACACACUUAGAAUUUAGAAAAAGGUCUGCACACAGGAGAUUGAAAUUGCAUCACUGGAAGAUCUUUAAGAAGAGUUUAUUUGGCACUUAUACACCUUGUAAACACGUUUUCCUGACCAAUAACACUUAUUGUAUUGUAUUCAUAUUUUAGAAAUUUAAGAUAUUUGUUUUUUUUUCAUGGCAAAAAACUAAACUUAAAUCUUAAAUACAAUAUAUCUUAAACAAAUAAAUAUUUCAUCUUAAACAAAUAGACUCAUAUUCUCCAACAUACAUAAAUAUCUUAUCAUAUCUUAUCUUAUUACAUAUUUAAAUUUUAAAUUAGAAUUCCAGGUUUAUGACACAUUUACUCUUGUAAGUUGUAAUGUACGUUAAUCAUGAUGAAAAAUAUAUAAAAUAUA